Molecule: messenger RNA, 366 nt
Organism: Paraglomus occultum
Lineage: Eukaryota; Fungi; Glomeromycota; Glomeromycetes; Paraglomerales; Paraglomeraceae
Source: the annotation of a GenBank genome assembly
AUGUCGGCCAAUAUUCAGAUCGAACAGACAACUUCCACAUACUCUCCAAUAACUUGUCACGUUCUUGACUCUUCAUGUGGUCGUCCUGCGUCCGGAAUACGAGUUCAACUGGAGUUAAAGAGCCCACCUGAAACUAAUAAUAAAACCGAGGAUACUUGGGGUUUUAUUGCGGAAGGGGAGACAAAUAAUGACGGCAGAAUCCCAAACCUGAUCAAUCCUGAUCUGCUUCCACCAGAUUGGAAGAAAUCAUUAAAGUUAUUUGACUACGGUGAUGGGCCACCCGCAAAGGCCAUAUUCAGGAUCACCUUCUAUACGAAAGAAUAUUUCGACAAAUUGAAGCAAAAGACCUUUUAUCCUUACGUUCAG